Molecule: messenger RNA, 5612 nt
Organism: Mugil cephalus (flathead mullet)
Lineage: Eukaryota; Metazoa; Chordata; Actinopteri; Mugiliformes; Mugilidae
Product: liprin-alpha-3-like
Exons: 32
Coding region: 750-4469 (1239 amino acids)
Biological process (GO): synapse organization
Cellular component (GO): presynaptic active zone
Molecular function (GO): protein binding
Source: RefSeq, a predicted model, not a curated record
CAGAGAUGCGGAGAAUGCUGAGAGAAUGUUUCUUUAAGACCCAUUACCUUCCAAUCCGGCGGAGGGGGAGUCUGUGCUAAGGUGGCGUAUCGUCUCUCUCUCCCCCCUUCCUCCGUUUACAUGUGGGAAAAGAGGGGCCGAAAUAAAAUUUGAAAAAAAGAGAGAGAGAGAGAACACGCUCAGGGAGCUCUACUCCGGUUUUUUUUUUGGAUGAGGGGGGCUCGCACACCGAGGCAGGAUCCGCGGAGAUGGAGCUAAGGAAUAUUUAACGUCAAACAUGGACACUACAGGCUCCCCCCGAUGACUGUGCUCUUGCUGGCGGUGCCGUGAGGAGGAUUGCCUUGUGGACACAAUUUAGGAGCAGCAGCCCUCCUUUAUCCCUUUCUUUCCUAUAACCCCUUUCCCUUCCUCACCCUCCGCCAAUCCUAGCCACCCACAGAGCGGCUUCCCUGUAGAUACUUUCUCCUAUUGCAUAACAAGGAGACUCAUAAGCAUUCUGAUCAUUUACCAUGCAAGUCGGGACAUGUAAGCAAAGACAUACGAAGAAGUGAACAUAAAAGCGCAAUAAACACAGAUAAGAUGUAGAUGUAGACCAAAGCAAUGAUAUUUUUGGAAAACUGAAGAUGCAAAGGUUUAUAUUUUGUACAUCAAGUUUUAGUACAAGCUCGUAAAUAUUCCAAGGCACGACAACAGGCGUUUUGCACGUACAAUCCCCUAUUUAGUAAACCUGACACACACGCCACGGUCUCAUGAUGAUGUGCGAGGUGAUGCCCACCAUAUCUGAGGAUGGGCGAAGCGGGACAGGCGGAGGCCCUUCCUCGCCCGCCGGGGCCGGAGUCGGAGGCCCCGGCGGUGCGAUGGGCGGAGGAGGGUUCGGUGGCAGGGAGGCCAGAAGCGGAGGAGACGAAGGAGGCAGCACGGGAAACCUGGAGUCCCUAAUGGUUAACAUGCUGACAGAGAGGGAGAGGCUGCUGGAGAACCUGAGGGAGACUCAGGAUAGCCUGGGCACAGCUCAGCUCCGCCUCCGCGAGCUGGGCCAUGAGAAGGAGUCACUUCAGAGGCAGCUAUCGAUCGCCCUGCCACAGGAGUUUGCUGUGUUGACUAAAGAGCUGAACGUUUGCCGGGAGCAGCUUCUAGAGAGGGAGGAGGAGAUUGCCGAGCUCAAGGCGGAGAGAAACAACACACGUUUGUUGCUAGAACAUCUAGAGUGUCUAGUGUCUCGCCAUGAGCGCAGCUUGAGGAUGACAGUGGUGAAGAGACAAGCCCAGUCCCCUGCAGGGGUCUCCAGUGAGGUGGAAGUCCUCAAGGCCCUUAAAUCCUUGUUUGAGCACCACAAGGCCCUGGAUGAGAAGGUGAGAGAGAGGCUCCGCGUGGCCCUUGAGAGGGUGUCCAUGUUAGAGGAUCAACUUGCAGCAUCUUCUCAAGAGGUAAUCUCUUUAAGAGACCAAAUUAAAAGACGUCAACAAGGGGUGGACGGCGGGAAAGAUCGACUACCCAACGGUCCCUCCUCUGGCCUGGAGGAUGGGGAGCUGGAAAGACAGAGAGAAGGAGAGAUAGAGCGGCAGAGAGCCGAGCUCUCCCAGCUGAGGGAGAGGCUGGCUCUCAUGUGCCGGCAGGUUGGGGAAAUAGAGGAACAGCUUGCGGCCGCCAGGAGGGAGGUGACGAAGUCGGAGGAGGCCAAUCAGAAGCUCCAAAGAGAAGUGAAAGAGGCUCUUUGCCAAAGAGAAGACAUGGAGGAAAGAAUCACAACACUAGAAAGGAGGUACCUCAGUGCCCAGAGGGAGGCGACUUCUCUCCACGAUAUUAAAGAUAAGCUAGAAAAUGAGCUGGCCAGCAAGGAGUCCCUGCACAGACAGAGUGAAGAGAAGAACAGGCAACUACAGGAACGUCUGGAUGAGGCCAAACAGAAGCUCCAGCAGACGCUACAGAGGGCUGAGACAUUACCUGAGAUUGAGGCCCAGCUUGCACAAAGAGUGGCUGCUCUCAACAAGGCGGAGGAGCGCCACGGAAACUUUGAGGAGCGUCUGCGGCAAAUGGAAGCUCAACUUGAGGAGAAGAAUCAGGAGCUGCAGAGGGCAAGGCAGAGGGAGAAGAUGAACGACGAACACAACAAACGCCUCUCAGACACGGUGGACAAGCUUCUGUCUGAAUCCAACGAGAGACUUCAGCUCCACCUCAAGGAGAGGAUGGCAGCGUUAGAGGAGAAGAAUGCUCUCUCUGAGGAACUGUCCAACAUGAAGAAAAUCCAAGAUGAUCUCCUUGCUAAUAAGGAGCAGCUCCUUGCUGAGCUGGAGCGAAUCCAACUGGAGCUGGAUCAGCUGAGAGGAAGGCCAGGCUCUUCAUAUUCCAGGGCGGGCAGCGUGAGCUCACUUCCCUCCACCCUUUUUCGAAGAUCUCUUCCAGGGAGCGCCUCGGAGCUGCGGUACCCCCAGGGUGGUGGCUCACUCCCUGCUGGCUACAGCAGCUCCUCUGGCGGGGUUGUGGUCAGGCGGGCACACCGCGGCCGGUGGGGGCCGUCUAGAGACGACAGUGGCAAGUAUGGAGAAUGGGACAGCGGCACUAUGCUGGGUUCUGGGUUUGAAGGCGGUGUGGAGGGAGGCUGCUCUGAUGACGAGGACGACAGGGAGACUCUUUUUGGGUCGGAGCUGCUCUCUCCCAGUGGACAGACAGAUGUACAGACAUUGGCCAUCAUGCUACAGGAGCAACUGGAGGCCAUCAAUAAAGAGAUUAAGUUGAUUCAAGAAGAAAAGGAGAGCACAGAGCUGAGGGCGGAGGAGAUCGAGAGUCGGGUCAGCAGCGUGGCCCUUGAUGCCUCAUCCCUUCCACCUUCCUCACUGGGAGGACGGGAUAGUGUUGGGAGAGGUUACAUGACUCCCUCCAUCACCUCCUCCACGUUGGCGUCUCCCUCCCCGCCCAGCUCUGGACAUUCCACCCCUCGUCUGCCCCAUUCACCUGCAAGGGAGAGUGAUAGACAGAAUAGCAAAGAGGGUGAAGAAUGUCGGGCACUCGCCCUGAUUGACUCCACCCCUCCACCUGUCCCUCGGGCUCUGCGGUUGGACCGAAUGACACAUACUCACCCGGGGGCAGGCCUUGAUGACCACCGCGAAUAUCGCAGUCUCUCUGCUGACGGUUCCACCACAGCGAGCCAAGAUUCCCUCCACAAAGCCAGCAAAAAGAAAAGCAUUAAGUCCUCCAUAGGUCGCCUCUUUGGCAAAAAGGAAAAGGGAAGGAUCGGUGCACCUGGACGUGAAUCCGCGUCACUGGCCUCCACACCCUCUGAUGACCUGGGUUCAGCUGACCCAUUAGGGCUGGCUAAACUUGGGACCGGAACAGUGGAAAAAGACCGCCGCAGCAAAAAGAAGCACGACUUGUUAGAGGAAGCCUGUCGUCAGGGUCUGCCUUUCGCCUCGUGGGAUGGCCCGACUGUUGUUACAUGGCUUGAGCUGUGGGUGGGCAUGCCAGCGUGGUAUGUGGCAGCGUGCCGGGCCAACGUGAAGAGCGGCGCCAUCAUGGCCAACCUGUCAGACACAGAGAUCCAGAGGGAGAUUGGCAUCAGUAACCCUCUGCACAGGCUCAAACUUCGCCUGGCCAUCCAGGAAAUGGUCUCCCUCACUAGUCCGUCUGCACCUGCAAGCACUCGCUCUUCGACCAGUAACAUUUGGAUGACACAUGCUGAGAUGGAGUCUCUCACUGCUGCCACCAAACCAGAGCAGAAGGAGUUCAGUUGGGAUCAGAUCCUGGCCUAUGGAGACAUGAACCACGAGUGGGUGGGAAAUGAAUGGCUGCCCAGCCUGGGUCUGCCACAGUAUCGCUCCUACUUCAUGGAGUCACUGGUGGAUGCCCGCAUGCUGGACCACCUCACCAAGAAAGAACUGAGAGGCCAGCUGAAGAUGGUGGACAGCUUCCACAGGGUGAGUCUUCACUAUGGUAUCAUGUGCCUGAAGCGCUUGAACUAUGACAGGAAGGAGCUUGAGAGGAGGAGGGAUGAGAGUCAACAUCAAAACCAAGAUGUGAUGGUGUGGUCCAAUGAGCGAGUGAUGUGUUGGGUGCAGUCUAUUGGUCUGAAAGAGUUUGCCGACAACCUAUUAGAAAGUGGCGUCCAUGGAGCCCUCCUGGCACUAGAUGACACUUUUGACUACACUGACCUGGCCCUCCUUCUACAAAUACCAAAUCAGAACACGCAGGCAAGGCAGCUCCUAGAGAAGGAAUACAAUGCUCUCAUCUCCAUGGGAACAGAGAGGAGGCCAGACGAGGAUGGCACGAAAACAUUUACGCGGUCGCCAUCAUGGAGGAAAAUGUUCAGAGAGAAGGACCUCCGCGGUGUGACCUCCGACUCCUCAGAAACAUUACCUGCCAACUUCCGUGCCUCCGCCAUCUCGACCCCCUCUGUCACACUGAGAAAAGUCCAGAGUGAAGUUAACUCUGGUCCAAGAGGGGAGUCGGGGUCCGUGAGAACGUAUUCCUGCUAAAAGAUAAGCACACCAGAACUCCAUCCCGACCUAAAUGGGGGGAAAAAAACACACAUUUUUGAAAAAAACUAAACAAAAAAAAAAAGAAGAACAAAAACACAGAUGGACACUAAAAGAUGACCAACAGCAUUCAAGACGCGUGUCUCGAAAAAAAAAAAAAAAAUCAAAGACCCUGAGUGAAUGAUUAUUGAUGAAAAGAUGAAAAUAAAGUGAUGUGUGAAUGACUGUUUGCCCAUCAGUUUCUCUCUCUUUCUCUCUCUCUCUCUCUCUCUACAUCUUGAUCCAUAGUUGUGGCAUGAUGCUGUUUGACUCUGUAGAAAGUGGCCUGUAGAAAGUGACCAUUGCCUAUCGUGAAUUCAUCUUCUGUUUUUGAGUGUGAGAGAUGGCAAUAUUGACACAAUGAAUUUAUAGUUUUUAACCUGGAAAAAAAAAAAAAAUGCAUUCCUGCUCAGUUCAAGAGACACACACACACAUCCUUUUCAGUUGGUCUGAUUUAGACUGAUAGUAGAACAUACUCCUAGUAACAUCACAGUACAGUACAGUCUGGGGAGAGGGAGGCUUCAAGGAGAGAAUAUGCAGGGGAAUUUAAAUGUAUGUUCUUAAGCCAUAACAGAGACGAGAUGCACAAAUGCGAAAGGGAAAGACAAUGAGAAAUUUAGUGCUUUAUGAUGAAAUUCUGUUCAGACCGGGGAAUACGAGUGUAGCUAGAGAGCAUUUGUGUUAAUAUGCAUGCCAAAAUCUACCAUUUUAGAGUGAGCGUCAUGAUAUCAAUCAUCUAAUGAUGUGAAAGCUUGGGGACUUUGUAAAAUGUGUGUAUUUUAUUUUUAUCAUUUUUUUAUGAUAACUGCUAUUGUAUGUAUGUAUGUACAGUAUGUAUGUAUGUGUGUGUAUUAAACUGUAUGUUCAUUUCAUACUUAGUUUUAAGACUGACUGUAAUUUCAUUUUAGGUUGACAAAGGAAAUAUGUUUUAAAUUAUGGACAUUUAAGAUAUGCUACUUGUAUGUGUACAUUUUGAAAAACAAAUUGUGUUAUGAUUUAAGUUCCUAUUACUGGAGAGUAGUGAUGAUAAUUGAAUAUAAUACGAUAAUAAUAAUGAUAAUGAUUGUAAAAGCUGUAAUUAAAAAACAUACCUGUAACAUGCUA